Molecule: messenger RNA, 283 nt
Organism: Acaulospora colombiana
Lineage: Eukaryota; Fungi; Glomeromycota; Glomeromycetes; Diversisporales; Acaulosporaceae
Source: the annotation of a GenBank genome assembly
CACUCUAUCUCAAUGUCUGUCAAAGGGAUAGUCGAGACGAGCCGUAAAGGUCGACCACGCAUCGAUUCGAGACUCAGUGGUAUCGGGGAGGUGAUGAGGGAAAUGGGUGAUUUGUACGGAACUUGCAUGACAAAAAUGAUCCCUGUGAGACAUGAAUAUGAGGGCCCAUUCUACAAGUUUGGUCGUGGGCUCGAGACGCUGGAUGAUGCUUCCUUCGCCGCUGGAGACACUGCCAACAUGUUGUUUUGGUUGCUAGACAGUACUGGGUUCUGGACUGAUACCA